UUUCAGAUACUCUCUCUCUACCCUCUCCAUUUCUCUCUAUAAGAUUUCCACUCUCCCGCAACCACCAAACGUCGCCGUUUCGUCAACCCAACCACAGAGAGCGAAGAUGAAAGCCGAAGAUCAAAGCCAGAUGCAGCUCAUCGAACGCGAAGACAUCGACGAUGAAGACGACCUCUUCGAAGUGAUCGAUAAGUUGAUUGCUCAGGGAAUCAAUGCCGGAGAUGUUAAGAAGCUUCAGGACGCAGGGAUCUACACCUGCAAUGGUUUGAUGAUGCACACCAAGAAGAACUUGACCGGAAUUAAAGGCUUAUCUGAGGCCAAAGUUGAUAAGAUUUGUGAAGCUGCUGAGAAGAUAGUGAACUUUGGAUAUAUUACUGGGAGUGAUGCUCUAACCAGAAGGAAGUCUGUGAUUCGCAUUACAACUGGGAGCCAAGCACUUGAUGAACUGUUAGGCGGUGGGGUUGAAACUCUAGCAAUCACAGAAGCCUUUGGGGAAUUUAGGUCUGGGAAAACACAGCUUGCACACACACUCUGCGUAACUACACAGCUUCCUAUUAACAUGCAUGGAGGGAAUGGAAAGGUUGCUUACAUUGAUACUGAGGGAACUUUCCGGCCUGAACGAAUAAUACCUAUAGCUGAAAGAUUUGGCUUGGACCCAGGAGCUGUCCUCGAUAAUAUUGUUUAUGCUCGUGCUUUUACAUACGAGCAUCAGUAUAAUCUGCUUCUUGGUCUAGCUGCAAAAAUGGCUGAAGAGCCAUUCAGACUUCUGAUUGUGGACUCAGUAAUUGCUCUAUUUCGUGUUGAUUUUACUGGGAGAGGAGAGCUUGCAGAUCGCCAGCAAAAACUUGCACAGAUGCUUUCCCGAUUAAUAAAGAUUGCUGAGGAAUUCAAUGUCGCUGUCUAUAUGACCAACCAAGUGAUAGCUGACCCCGGUGGUGGAGUGUUCAUAUCUGAUCCAAAGAAACCAGCAGGAGGUCAUGUGCUUGCCCAUGCAGCAACCAUAAGGCUCAUGUUUAGAAAAGGCAAAGGAGAACAGCGCGUCUGCAAGGUGUUUGAUGCCCCAAACCUGCCUGAGGCUGAAGCAGUUUUCCAGAUAACUGCAGGAGGCAUUGCAGAUGCAAAGGACUGAAGUGCAACACCUUUCUGUGACACAAGAAGCAACAAAAUACUUGAUAGCUGACCCCAGCGGCGGAGUGUUCAUAUCUGAUCCAAAGAAGCCAGCCGGAGUGACCUUAAGUUUCUUGCUAAGUCUUUGACGAGUGACGACUUACUGUAAUCCGAUUUUCUCGUUGUGAAUCGAUAGCUAUAGAUUGUAACCAGUCAUCCCCAAGUCACAACUUCGUUGUUCUUCUUCAAAGUAAUAACUCUCUCUUUGGGUUGGUGCGUUCAGUAAGAAGCAGCUAUCAAGACUAGGUGAUAUAUAGUAUGAGGACAAACUUAAACAGUAUGACUCCAACGUCCACUAAAAAUAAAGAUUUGAGCUUAGAAUAUAUGUGUGAAUGGUCACAUAAAAAUAAAAUUUUUUGGUUCUCGUAGCAAGACUUAGAAUUAUGUAAUAUGAAUGGUCACAUAAAAUGAAGACAUUUGAUGAGCA
Rosa chinensis is the source of this 1594-nucleotide messenger RNA. RefSeq names its product meiotic recombination protein DMC1 homolog. The transcript has 16 exons. Gene Ontology annotation, cellular component: condensed nuclear chromosome; nucleus. Gene Ontology annotation, biological process: DNA repair; reciprocal meiotic recombination; DNA recombinase assembly. NCBI's taxonomy places the organism in Eukaryota, Viridiplantae, Streptophyta, Magnoliopsida, Rosales, Rosaceae. The coding region runs from base 107 to 1129 and encodes 340 amino acids. Gene Ontology annotation, molecular function: ATP-dependent DNA damage sensor activity; single-stranded DNA binding; DNA strand exchange activity. The record is from RefSeq and is a predicted model, not a curated record.